CGCCGUACUUGCACGACCGUUCACAAGGAAGCGGCUAGAUGAGCGUCUAACGUCUAUCCCACAACCACUACUGGCCGUGGCAACAGUUGUUUCACCAGUGCCUUUCCACAGUGAGAUGGCAACUUUCGCCUCUUUGAUAGUGCCUCCGAUAUGGUCUGCGCCGCCCACCACGUGCGCAUUAUUGCAAACCCCGAUGCCUGCCAUCUUUGCCCCGUUCAACAGUGCAUUAGGAUGGUUUGCCGGUUGUUUACCUCCGCUGCCUACAUGCAUGCCUUCGUACGUGCCUUCACGACCGUCAUGCAAUGAACCGUGCUUCUAUCCUGUUGCCCCUGUUCCUCCUGCUGUGCACCACGGGAGCGGUUUUACACGAUCCGCGGACGGCGGAGCACAUGCGACUUCGUGUGGCCCGAGCACAUCCGCAUGGCCAGAGAGGCGAGCACCUACAAUAAAUGACCCCGCAGUGUCUUCCCCGGUUUGCACAACAUAUCCAAUUGGUCCAGACGUUACCUAUGGUGUGGACAAUGUGCAAAUAAGCCGGGUGGUUUGCGAAAGUCCGAAGGUGACGCCGACACCGUCCAGGCGGCGUAGUCGAUCCAACACUCCAUCAAGGGAGCCACCACGGAUAAGAGUGCGGAAGGACCAGAAGGAAAAACUGCAGACUAUUGUGAACAAUAUCGCUAACGGUGGCACGUUUGAGAUGGCGAUUGAUCUGCUGUUCGAGUGGGGUCGGGAUGGCAUUGCGGACCACUUGUCUUCAGUGAGAGGGUCUGGACAGUCGUCUGCAAACAGGGGCAGGGGGGCAUCGAGGACGACCGCUUCAGGGCGCAACCCAGUUGGGAGACCUCGUGGAGGGGCUUUGAAAUGGCGCGAUGGGAAGCCCGGUUUCCAAGAUCAUGGACCGAUGUUACAUAGAUUGACCGUGAAAGACCACAUGGCCUUGUGGGACGCUAGAGCACGUCCAAAUGUUGUUUUCUUGGAGCCCGUGAAACUCCUUCAAAUUCUUGGGAUAUUCGAUAAGUCAUGUCCUGUGUAUGGUCGAGAAGUUGACGUGGAAAUUGAAAAGGUGAAGUACCCUUGUCAUAUUUGCACCAUCCACUUCCGAUGCAAGAAGGGUUGCACGUGGCAUUGGAAUUCUACUAAGGUCGGCGAAGGGGGUGUGAAGAGUUCCCGUGUCGAGACCCAAAUGUUUCAUUCCGCAAUUAGUUGCGGAAUGACAUGCACACAGCUUGACAACCUGGCGCGCGGUUUGGGGAUGCGUCAUAUGAGCGAGGACACAUUCUACAGGUUUUUCAGAGAUAGUGGGUCAGGAUUGCGGCAAUGGGGAAGGCAUGCGCGGCGCGUGGCAAAGAAAAGCUAUAACAGAGUGAUAUCUCGUUUGAAGUCCAGCAACGAGCCGGUCGUAUUGUUGUUGGACGGCCGAUACGACUCCUCUCGAGAUGCGCAAUAUUGCACGGUGACUACGAUGGAGCUCGAAUCACGACAAAUUUUUGGAAUGCAAACCCUUAGGAAAGACAAUGAUUCAUCAUGGCGUCUGGAAAAGAGGUGUGUUGAUAUGUUGUUGAGUCGUUUGGUGAACGAGAAAAAUCUCGUGAUUGCGGAGGUCGUGCAUGACGAUUGCACAACUGUGGAGGUCUUGCUUCGCGCAUUGGAUAUUGACUCUCAGAAGUGUUUGUGGCACAAAGCGAAGAGUUUGUUGAAACGGUUGAGAGAGGUGGUACGACGCACGAAGCUUGUGAAACCAAAGAUCGUGGACGACUGUGAGCACGUGCUUGAGAUUCGAAUGUUUACGAAGAAGGAACUCAGUGCAUGGCUCCCGCAACAAGGGAAACCUUUGGAAAUCGAUGUGGUGGAGGUUGAUGCGUUAGAGUCCUUUCAUCCAAAAUGUGGCGAGGAAGUGAAGGAGUGGUUUUAUGGUGCGUGCAAGUUACGUGCCUCGGAAGGCGAUGACGACGGCGAGGUACUCGCAAUCCAUGUGAAACAUCUGGACAACCAUUGGACGAGCGACCACUCGAUGUGCAACGACGAGCUUUCAGGACUAUGCAAAGCCGAUGGCGGGAAAGAGCGGUCUCCGCUCUACGAGAAAGGAGGUAGACUUCAUGUUGCUAUCAUGUAUUGCUUGCGGGAUUUCGCCUCUGCAACAAAAAUGUCUUUCUACACGCCACGUGCUGUUUGGGGCACUCCUCGGGUGGGUGAUUGGGCGAGGCGUAUAUUGCAGCAAGAGGACCUUGAUGACAUCAUUCUUGAUAUUAUGGAUGCGGAUGAUGGUGUCGGAUCUGCGACUGACGAUGAUGUCGCAACUUGUGUUAUCGCUCCAUCGGGCGGCGAUUCGUCAAGUGCGAAUUCCGACAGUGAAGACGUUUCGAGUGAUGGUGAUGCAAAUAUACUGCCCACGCGUCUCGACUUUGAAUACGACCCUGUUGAUGUGGACAUCGACGCUGGACACAAUGCAGCAGAGGCCGACAGCGACAACCCCUCACAAGACGUUUUUGUUGCGAGGAUGUGACCUUAGGGUUGCACGUACGACUCUCGAUUAAUAGGUUAUUCGGUGUCAUCUUUUAUACCACAAUUC
Messenger RNA from Chara braunii, 2569 nucleotides. The record is from the annotation of a GenBank genome assembly. NCBI's taxonomy places the organism in Eukaryota, Viridiplantae, Streptophyta, Charophyceae, Charales, Characeae.